AUGGCGAACUCCAAAUUUGAAUACGUCAAGAGCUUCGAGCAGCCCGACUUUCUCUUGCCAAACACUUGGAUCGUCGUCCGCAUAGACGGGCGAGGUUUCACCAAAUUAUGUGCAAAGUAUGGCUUUGAAAAGCCCAACGACAAGAGGGCCAUCGACCUCAUGAACGCCGCCGCGAGGGUCGUCGUCACCGAGCUCCCCGAUAUCACCAUCGCCUACGGUGUCAGCGAUGAGUACAGCUUCGUGUUUCACAAAUCAUGUACCCUCUUCGACAGAAGAGCCAGCAAGAUCUCGAGCACAGUCGUGUCCACGUUCACUGCCAAUUACGUGCACUUAUGGUCGCAGUACUUCCCAGAUACCCCGCUCACCUCGCCUCUGCCGAGCUUUGACGGGAGGGCAGUGUGCUAUCCUACCGUGUCGAACUUGAGAGACUACAUGAGCUGGCGCCAAGUCGAUUGCCAUAUCAACAAUCUCUACAACACAACAUUCUGGGCUCUAAUCCAAUUAGGUGGUCUAGACAACAGAGAGGCAGAGAAGCUCCUGGCAGGCACCCUAUCCGGAGACAAGAACGAGAUCCUUUUCUCAAAAUUCAAGAUCAACUACAACAACGAACCCGAGAUCAACAAGAAAGGCAGUGUAGUCUUCCGAGAUUACGAGCUCGUCGAUCCAGGUACGCACAACGCCGCGCAGGCGGCAGAUGCGCUCGCGGAGCCUGUCCAACAGAGCAAGACGCAAGCGGAGAAGGACAAGAAAAAGCGCACCAAGGCCCGCGUCGUUAUCGAGCACCUCGACAUUAUCAAGGACGACUUUUGGGAUAGGAGGCCGUGGCUGCUCUCCAACAAACCAGGGAAGACCCCCAAGGAGACUUGA
Messenger RNA from Colletotrichum abscissum, 867 nucleotides. RefSeq names its product tRNAHis guanylyltransferase. NCBI's taxonomy places the organism in Eukaryota, Fungi, Ascomycota, Sordariomycetes, Glomerellales, Glomerellaceae. The coding region runs from base 1 to 867 and encodes 288 amino acids. The transcript has 7 exons. The record is from RefSeq and is a predicted model, not a curated record. Gene Ontology annotation, molecular function: magnesium ion binding; tRNA guanylyltransferase activity. Gene Ontology annotation, biological process: tRNA modification.